Cyprinodon tularosa is the source of this 3437-nucleotide messenger RNA. Its product is annotated as sodium- and chloride-dependent GABA transporter 2-like. The transcript has 14 exons. The record is from RefSeq and is a predicted model, not a curated record. Gene Ontology annotation, biological process: sodium ion transmembrane transport. Lineage: Eukaryota; Metazoa; Chordata; Actinopteri; Cyprinodontiformes; Cyprinodontidae. The coding region runs from base 188 to 1981 and encodes 597 amino acids. Gene Ontology annotation, cellular component: membrane.
AAGAAACGCCCCCCAUUAUCACUACACAGGAGUCCAUCUCCAACUUAAAUAGCUGCGAUACCAGCAGAUAAUGAAAGAAAGCUCCGCUCACAUCCCAGCAGAUCUCUCUCUCCUCCAGCUUGGUGUGGCCUGUUUAUGUGCCACAACUUUUGCUCACAAAGCUCAGCGUUUGUGACGAAAAGUAAAGAUGACAAAGAAAGGAGUGAAAGGAAACGCAGUGAUUUGCGUCCCAGAUGGAUACACUGAGAAGCCAAAGCAGGUUGAGGAGCGGGGCCACUGGGGGACCAAAGCGGAGUUCAUCCUCACCGUAAUGGGAGCAAUUAUCGGGCCUGGGAAUAUCUGGAGAUUUCCAUACCUCUGUUACAAGAACGGUGGAGGUGUAUUCUUUAUUCCAUACAUCCUGUUCAUAUUCACGUGUGGGAUCCCACUGUUCUUCCUUGAAACUGCGUUAGGGCAGUACACAAGCCAAGGCGGAAUUACAUGCUGGCGACACAUUUGUCCGCUUUUUCAAGGCAUUGGCUAUGCCAGUCACCUGAUUAUCGCAUUCAGUGCAACUUCUUAUAUCAUGAUCCUUGCCUGGGCUUUCUUCUACUUAUUCUCAUCCUUCAGCUCAGAUUUGCCGUGGGCUUCAUGUGGGAAUUACUGGAAUUCAGAGUCCUGCUUCGACAACCGUCUGAAUCUGAGUAUGAAAUCCAAACUGAACACCACGCUCCCAGUUGUGGAAUUCUGGCAACAACGAGUUUUAAAGAUCUCUGGUGGGAUUGAAGAGAUGGGUGGGGUGAGGUGGGAAUUGGCAUUGUGCCUCAUCCUGAGUUGGAUCAUCUGCUACUUCUGUGUCUGGAAAGGAAUCAAGUCAACAGGAAAGGCGGCAUACUUUACAGCCACAUUCCCCUAUGUUAUGCUUUUUAUUUUGCUGAUGCGAGGUGUGACCUUGCCAGGAGCUCUAGAUGGGAUAAUUUAUUAUCUCUACCCAGAUAUCUCCCGUCUUUCAGAUCCACAGGUGUGGAUGGAUGCUGGAACUCAGGUCUUCUUCUCCUAUGCCAUCGGGUUUGGUUUUCUCACUUCUCUUGGAAGCUAUAACACUUACAACAACAACUGUUACAAGGACUGCUUCCACUUGUGUCUGCUGAACAGCUGCACCAGCAUUGUCGCCGGCUUUGCCAUUUUCUCUGUUUUGGGCUUUAUGACAUAUGAACAAGGCGUGGAUAUUUCUGAAGUGGCAGAAUCAGGCCCUGGUUUGGCAUUUAUUGUCUACCCACGUGCUGUGGCCAUGAUGCCAAUGCCUCAGGUGUGGUCAGUGUGUUUCUUCCUCAUGAUCAUUCUGCUUGGACUAGAUAGCCAGUUUGUCGGUAUAGAAUGUGUGAUGACAUCACUGGUUGAUCAUUUUCCAUUAUACCUGAAUCAAGGCUACAGGCGGCAGCUGCUUCUGCUCAUGAUUUGUUGUUUCUCCUGCAUGUUCGGACUCUUACUUGUCACUGAGGGUGGGAUUUACCUGCUCCAGUUAUUGGACCACCAUGUCUGCAGUGGCACCACUCUGCUGCUCCUUUGUUUAUGUCAGUCUAUCAGCAUUGGGUGGGUUUAUGGUGCGGAUCGUUUUUAUGACAACAUCACAGAUAUGAUUGGCUAUCGUCCAUUACCGUUCAUGAUGUACUGCUGGAAGUACAUCACUCCUUUUGUUUGCUUUGGAACCUUCAUCUUCUCGAUAAUCAAAUACUCUCCACUGAAGUUCAGUAACUCCUACGUUUAUCCACUAUGGGCGAAUGUGUUGGGAUGGUUUAUUGCCAGUGUCUCUCUUUCACUCAUCCCUCUGUUUGUGCUUUUUAAAUUAUUCCAAGGACAAGGCACAUACCAACAGCGUUUCUUAUCUCUCUGCAAGCCUGUCGUCCCCUUGGAUCAGAUGUGUCCGCCCCCUGCACCAGAAAGCGAGAGCAAGGCUCUGUACACGGAGCUCAAACCUUUGUAUGGAGCCCGGAAAGAGUAAUAAUUACUCUCUAUCUUAAAAAUCGGGCAAUAAUUAUAAACCCUAAGGUGACUGAACACUUAACAGGUUGGAACAACAAAGCUGUUGAGCUUUUGAUGUGGCAUCUUCUUGGUAAACAGAUAAAAGCGUCUGUCUCUUGUUUAUGGACUACAUGGGAGAAUUUUUUUAGGAUAGUUGUUUAAAAGGAGAUUUUUUUUAUUUGUAAAUAAAAUGUUUCUAUGUGCCAGGUACAGUAAACAAAGCUCCUUCGGACUGAGACAAUAGGAACACGUAUACCUUAAGUAUCCUAUGUCUCCAUCGUUCUAUACUUGGGCCACCAUGGCUGCUAUUGGAGGUCCGAGGUGCCAGUGGCACAAGUUGUACAGCAGCCUUACUUAUGUCAGUGUGCCCCAGGACAGCGGUGGCUACAAUGUACCUUAUCAUCAUCAUCAGCAUUUGAAUGUGUGAUUGAACGGAUGAAUGACUGGAUGUUAAGUCCUUUGGGGGUCUCUUGCUUGAUAAAGUGCUAUAUAAGUAACUCACUGUGCAAAGAUUGGUUGAGAUGAUAUUGAAUUGACAACAUGAUUUAUGUCCAAAUGACGUCUACAUUUGGGUCAUUGCUGGCAGAUUCUUCAAAUGACAUUGAAAACUAUCCAUCAUCUGAGAAACAAAUCCUAAAGCUUUUAACAUAAAAAUACAAAAAUCUAAAAAGGAGAAAGGGUUGAAAGCAUAAAAACGUUUCACUAAAAAGGAACUAAAUUGAACAUUUUAACUAAAUGGAUGUCAGUAGAUUAUUCUAAAAAAUACUUUUAGUGAUUCAGAUCUCAAUAUAUAAAUUCCAACAUUUGGUUUUAACAUGUGUAUUAGUAUUUUCAAAUAUUUUGAAAAUGAAAGCUUUUAGAUGUAAGAGGGUGCUGAUGUUGUCUAACACCUAAUCAUUCUGCAGCAACCAAGCAUAAAAGCUUUAAAGAGAUCUGGUUAAAUGCUUCAGUGCCUUGUGGCAAAAACUCUUUGCUAUGUGUCAGUCAAACACCAAGCUAAUAAAAAAUUAUUUCCACUAUAAUUUUCUCUUACCACAGACAUCUUUAGUACUUCUUGCCACCUACCUAUUACCUAUUGUACUUUUUCCAGAACACAGAGGGUUGCCCUUCAGGCACUCUGUCCUGAAGGUUCAGUCACAUACUGCAUUCCAAGUGCUCCAACAUGUUCAGGCUUCUUAAUAAGGUUGGAAAGACAUUUCAUCAAUGUUGAAAUCAGACUGACAAAUGUUAGAAUAAUCUAGUAGAUGUUUCUGUCAUUCAUUUACGAGCCAUUCCUGGACUGGCGCUGCAGAAAACAAAGCUGGAUCCAUGUUAACAUUCUUCUCUAAAUAUUUUCUUAAACAGCAUCAAAUAAUUUAAUCCUUAUUCUAAGGACCUAAUGUGCUGUAUAGUUUCUUAUUACUCAGAAUAAAUAUGUAAAUUGUGGUUUAUUUGUA